Messenger RNA from Rhopalosiphum maidis (corn leaf aphid), 585 nucleotides. RefSeq lists its product as uncharacterized. The transcript is spliced from 4 exons. Bases 1 to 585 code for a protein of 194 amino acids. The record is from RefSeq and is a predicted model, not a curated record. Lineage: Eukaryota; Metazoa; Arthropoda; Insecta; Hemiptera; Aphididae.
AUGAGGAUUACGUGGUUUUUUUUAUUAUUGAUAUCGUUCAAUGUGUGCAAAGAAAAUGAAACCGAUGCAUUAAUAGCACGUAUGAUUGAAGGUGAAAUUAACCUGGGUAUUGAUGCAGGUCUUAAAAUUAUCAAAAUACCAAUCGUUGUAGGAGGAAAAAUCGUUUGGAUAGAUUUACCAAAUCUCGUUUGUAAAAGUCCGAACUACAAAAAUCAUUCGGGGUUUGACCAACCGAUGUUGUGUAUCCUAGGUUUUACCAACAGUAGUCGGCGAAACCUAGGAUUUAUCGUAAAAUCAAAAAGAGCACUCAAAGACUCGUUAAUAUUGUAUACCAAGCGCUACAUCAAUUUUAUGAAAAAGAGUCCAUAUCAUGUGAAAAGAUUCUUGAAGUGGAUUAAAAAACACAUUCAAUACGGUAUACAAUGUACUGAUGUUGGAGACAAUUUGAUGAAAUGUAGAACAAAGGGAGGUUUAUCUAUUAAAAUCAAUAUGAAAAUUUGGAAACAAAUACCAUCAUUUAUACGAGAUCGGUGGAGUAAAGUGAACAAAAUCAGUUUACCUAAAAAGGUCAGAUUUAGUAUAUAA